CCCGACGCCGCACGCACGGUGAGGGCAGGGAGGGCGACGGGCGGCCGCUUCCCUCGCCCACCGGCGCGGGGGGACGGGGCCCAGCGGGGCGGAACCGCCGCGCGAAGGCGGGGAGCGGGGUCCCGGCGCGCUUCUCCCGAAGUUUCCUUUUUCUGAUCAAAAGACCACUCCGUAGGGAAGAGAAAGCUUAAAAGAGAUCCAGGCUCAGUUAGAAAUCCACUAGGAUGGCAGAGUUCCCAUCCCAGCUGAUGAACAGUAUGACACCAGUUACUCGACAAGAAGUUCUUGGCCUUUACCGCAAGAUAUUCCAGAUAGCCAAAAAAUGGCAAUCGGCAUCAGGACAGAUAGAAGAAACUAUUAAAGAGAAAGAGUACAUUAAAAAUGAAGCCAAAACAUUAUUCCGAAAAAACAAAAACGUAACAGAUCCAAAAUUGAUUAAGCAGUGUAUAGAAGAAUGUAAGGCAAGAAUAGAAAUUGGACUUCACUAUAACAUCCCCUACCCAAGACCUAUCCAUCUGCCUCCUAUGGGUCUUGCCCAUAAACAAGGCCGUACAUUGCGACAUCAGGAAAAGUUAAGGAAGAUUUCUAAGCCAAUAUACCUGAAAUCCCAUGAUGAACUUUCAUAACCCUUCAUUUAAGCUGUGGACUGCAAUCCAGGUGAUUUUUGUGCACAACUGUGAAUGAAACUGUCUUGGUCACUUGCUGACACAUUUCCUGAGGCCAAAAAGCUAAUUGAUACAUUGCAUAUGAUGGAUAAGGUUGGUCUAAUAUUUAUUACAUUUCAACCACUGACUAAUCAAUAAAAGUAACACUUUUCAAGGA
Falco peregrinus (peregrine falcon) is the source of this 822-nucleotide messenger RNA. RefSeq names its product LYR motif containing 1 (gene LYRM1). Bases 225 to 626 code for a protein of 133 amino acids. The record is from RefSeq and is a predicted model, not a curated record. Gene Ontology annotation, cellular component: mitochondrion. The transcript is spliced from 5 exons. NCBI's taxonomy places the organism in Eukaryota, Metazoa, Chordata, Aves, Falconiformes, Falconidae.